Molecule: messenger RNA, 2493 nt
Organism: Penicillium daleae
Lineage: Eukaryota; Fungi; Ascomycota; Eurotiomycetes; Eurotiales; Aspergillaceae
Exons: 3
Coding region: 1-2493 (830 amino acids)
Biological process (GO): regulation of DNA-templated transcription; DNA-templated transcription
Molecular function (GO): zinc ion binding; DNA-binding transcription factor activity, RNA polymerase II-specific; DNA binding
Source: RefSeq, a predicted model, not a curated record
AUGGUCCCAUCAGGCUUCGCGAAUCCAGACCAACGCGUAGCUCCUGGCAACACCGCCAGCAACAACAAGGUUGCUAUCCCACGACUGGCGGCGCCAACAACUUUCAGGGGCAAACGACGCUCGGCUCGGGCAUGCGAGCCCUGUCGACAGCGUAAAAUCAAAUGCGAUGGCGUGCGACCAACGUGUGGCCAGUGCGCCUAUCAUCAUAGCCGCUGCCUUUACGAGGAUGUCAAACGCGUGCGCGACCAGAAGAUGCUCGAAUUGCUCACCAAGCGAACUGAACGGUAUGAAUCGUUGCUUCGCGAUCUGGAGGGCGAGGUCGAUGCACCGACAGUGCGGAGGAUCAGGAGAGCGCUGAAGGUCAAGAAUAAGAAACCCUCGACUGGCAAUGACGAUCCCGAUAAUUCGAACUCGGAUUCCUCGGUCGGAUCGCUGGAAGCGGUGGAUUUGGUCGAGGAGGAUAUAAAUCGCAGCGAAAGCACCCGUGCUGCGGGCUUCUUCGGCAAGAACUCCGAGGUCUCAUGGAUGCAGCGCUUAGAAGAUGGCAUCGAGCAAAAGACUUCUUGGCCUGGGACCCGGCUUCAGUCAACAUCUGGUUCAUCGGCGGCUGUCUCCCAGUCGCAGAGUCCACUCGCCCUGCCGGCUGUGCUUCCUACUCUGGAAAGGCUGGAUCGGGACAUUCCUAUUGCAAUGAUGAAUUAUCACCUUGAUGAUUUGGAUAUCCCCGUUGUCAGUCAUGAUUCCGAUCCGUUGAUCGUGCCUCCGCGUGAGACUGCGGACAAGUACUUGGAUGCGUUUAUGACCUAUGUCCAUCCGACGUUUAGUGUCUUGCGUAAGUCGACGUUCACGUCGCAGUAUCGGCAGUUUUUCACUAGACCGACGCAGCCACCCCAGAAAUGGCUUGGGAUUCUGAAUAUGGUUUUUGCCAUUGGUUGUCGAUACUGCAAGCUCAUUGACCCUGGCGCGGGCAGUUCUUGGGAAGAUGGACUUGUGUAUUUGACUCGGGCUCGGCAGUUGGGUCUGCAUGAGAAUGUCCUUUUUGAGCAUACAGAUCUGCAGCAGAUUCAACUGGAGUUCUUGGUGGCAAUAUACUUGCUCUGCUUGGGUCAGGUCAAUAGAGCAUCUAAAUUCUCAAGUAUGGCUCUCCGCUCUGCCUUAUCUCUCGGUAUUAAUCUGCACACCACGGACGGCCGAACGCACGACGCCUCGAAAGAAGCCCGUUGCAGACUCUGGUGGUCCAUCUACUCCCUCGAACAUCUUCUCACAUCCAUGCACGGUCGAGCCUCCUGUAUCAGCGAAGGCAUCUGCUCCGUUACCCCUCCCAUCCCCUUCGAAGAAGAACUCUUCGAACAACCAGAAGUCACCCGCCUCCUGCAAGAUCGUUCAUUCCGUGAAGCCCAGCUUCGAGCAACCAUCUUCGAAACACCAUCCCUACUACAAAGCGGCCCAUCCUGGAUGGCAGAGUGCAAGCCCUCCCCGGCCCUAUUCUUCUACCACCUCACGGACCUCGCUCUAAUUUGUCAGGCUGUCCUGAACAAAGUCUACAGCAUUGAAGGAGUCCGCGAGAGAUCAAGCGUCACAGAGCACCGUCUACAAAAAUACAGUCUGUGCAUGGACCGAUGGCUUGCCAAAGUCCCACCCCCUUAUCAAUUCACCAUCCCCGAUGCCGGACCCUGGCAUUUAAACCACGCCCAGCUGGACGAUGAAGACGCCCCCCACGCGCGUGAACGAGUCUGUCUUGCGAUGAAAUACUACUCCGCACGCGUGAUCCUAUGCAGACCGUGUCUUUCGCAGUCACACUCCCAGCAAUCGUCUAGUACCCAGCCAGCUCAAGACGCAAACGAUCGCGCGAAAUUGAGGACCGAUAUGGCCACUGAUUGUCUGCAGGCUGCGUGCUCGCUAAUCUCUAUUCUCCCCGAGAACCCGGACAUCGCAUGGUUCGUCCGCGUCACGCCUUGGUGGAGCGUGCUGCAUUUUAUCAUGCAAGCGACGACAGCACUGCUACUUUCGUUGUCGUUUGUAUGUUUCCCGGAACAAACCACUUUACCAAACUCAUCCUCGAACUCAACUUCAACACCAAGCUCCAGUUCAAACGCGAAGCCGAGCGCCAAAUCAGCUUCGGCAUCUGUAUCAGCAUCUGACCAUGCGAUGUCUAAUGCGCUCGCCCUCUUAGAUACGGAUAUCGAAAUUGUCAUCGCACAGUCUAAAAAGGCGCUUAUUUCGAUUCAUACCAUGGCGACUGUUGAUCCUGCUGCGCGACGGGCGUUUUUGCUUUGUGAUGGUGUGGUGAGGAAACUUGCGCCAAUGUUGAAGAUUGAUUUGAGGGAUUGGCCGAGUGUGGAAUCUUUGGUUGGUGGUGGGGGUGGACUGAAAGGGCAGGGGAUGGGGAUGGGAAAGGGUCAGUAUGAGAGGGAGGGCGAGAUGGUUGGGGAUCAUGCGAGUCGGAUGGAGGGCCUGGAGGAUUUGGUUGAUUUCGAUGGCGGUGGAGGUUAG